Messenger RNA from Asparagus officinalis (garden asparagus), 1383 nucleotides. Its product is annotated as meiosis arrest female protein 1 homolog. The record is from RefSeq and is a predicted model, not a curated record. The transcript is spliced from 2 exons. Gene Ontology annotation, cellular component: peroxisome. Gene Ontology annotation, molecular function: RNA nuclease activity. NCBI's taxonomy places the organism in Eukaryota, Viridiplantae, Streptophyta, Magnoliopsida, Asparagales, Asparagaceae. The annotation marks the transcript as partial. Gene Ontology annotation, biological process: regulation of gene expression.
AUGGUGAACAGGCCGCGGGCCCCAUUUACUGCUAUCGUGCGCCAUUCCCCUAUCACUCAGCACAUAAAAUCCCAAUCACUCUUCAACCGACAAAAAAAAGCGAUUCCGCUUAAAAGAAAAAACCCAUUCCACUGCUCAAUCAACUCGGCAAUCGACGGGCGGCGACGGAGCGCCGGCGAUGGGUACGUGAAGGCCAAGACCUCAGUUUGGUGGGAUAUUGAGAACUGUCAAGUUCCUCGAUCUUGCGAUCCCUACUUGAUCGCCCAGAAUAUAAGCUCGGCGUUGGCGGCCAUGGAUUAUAAAGGGGCGGUGACGAUCUCGGCGUAUGGGGAUACGAGCAAUAUCCAGAAGGCGGCUCAGCAGGCGCUCUCCAGUACUGGGAUCUCGCUCAAUCAUGUGCCUGCUGGUGUGAAAGAUGCAAGUGAUAAGAAAAUUUUGGUGGACAUGUUAUUCUGGGCAGUGGAUAAUCCGCCUCCUGCAAAUUAUCUUCUUAUUUCUGGUGAUCGUGACUUCUCUAAUGCCCUCCAUCAACUAAGGAUGAGGAGAUAUAAUAUUCUGUUGGCACAGCCUGUGACUGUAUCCCAAGCUCUGGUUUCAGCUGCAAAGAACGUUUGGCUAUGGGCUAGCCUUCUGAUUGGAGGACCACCAUUGCCGGAGUCCCCUCAGCUUCAUAACGCAUCAAGCGGUAGCAGGUCAAAUGUUGAGACUCCUUCCCGUAGCAUGCCGGACGCUUCGCAACCUACUGAUUCUAAACAAAAGAAUCAUGGUAAUGGAAAGGGUUAUGGACAGAAUAAAGUCAAAAGAAUUAAGGUAACAAAAAAGUUGAUAACCAGAAUAAAGUCUCAUCAGAGACAGCCGAAUCCCAAUACGUCCCGAACCACCCACGUUUCACGGUCUACUGAAUCUAAUCAAAAGAAUCAUGGUAAUAAAAAGGUUGAUAACCGGAAUGAAGUCGAGCAGAACCGGAAGACUCAGAGCCAGCGGAGUCCCAGUACAUCCGGCGCCACCAACGCUUCAAGGUCUACUGAUUCUAAUCAAAAGAACCACGGUAAUAAAAAGGCUGAUAAGAAGAAUGAAGUCGAGCAGAUCCGGAAGACUCAGAGCCAGCCGAAUCCCAAUACAUCCAGCGCCACCUACGCUUCAAGGUCUACUGAUUCUAAUCAAAAGAACCACGGUAAUAAAAAGGCUGAUAAGAAGAAUGAAGUCAAGCAGAACCGAAAGACUCAGAGCCAGCCGAAUCCCAAUACAUCCAGCGCCACCAACAUUUCAAGGUCUACUGAUUCUAAUCAAAAGAACCACGGUAAUAAAAAGGCUGAUAAGAAGAAUGAAGUCAAGCAGAACCGAAAGACUCAGAGCCAGCCGAAUCCCAAUAUAUCCAGAGCC